Messenger RNA from Panicum virgatum (switchgrass), 1498 nucleotides. Its product is annotated as zinc transporter 1-like. Lineage: Eukaryota; Viridiplantae; Streptophyta; Magnoliopsida; Poales; Poaceae. The transcript has a single exon. The record is from RefSeq and is a predicted model, not a curated record. Gene Ontology annotation, cellular component: membrane. Gene Ontology annotation, biological process: zinc ion transmembrane transport. The coding region runs from base 249 to 1313 and encodes 354 amino acids. Gene Ontology annotation, molecular function: zinc ion transmembrane transporter activity.
AUAUAUAAAUGCUGUCACCUACAUGCACUAGUUUAAUUUGUUAGAAGUUAAUUUUAGCAUCAUGCAUUCAGCAGACUUGAGCAAUCCUCUAAUUAAUUAACAGAUGAUAAAUUCUUUAGAUCGAUAUGAUUAUUAAUCCCCCAAUCGAUUGAUUAUAUGUAUAUAUACACUCACCCGCACUUGAAUCAAUCAAUCUAUUCUGCUAAUAAUAAGCAAAGUAAGCCUCUGAAUUCAUUCCAUUCAUUCUGAUGAGGAGGGCAUCGGUGCUCCUUUGCACCCUGCUCCUCCUCCUCCUCGGCUCCCUGCUGCUGCAGGCGAGCGCCCAUGGCGGGAUCGACGACGGGGACGGCGAGGUCGACACGCCGCCGCGGCCGGAUUCCUCUUCCUCCAGAAAGGGCCUCAUCGCCGUCAAGGUGUGGUGCCUGGUCAUCCUGUUCGUCUUCACCUUCCUCGGCGGGGUGUCGCCCUACUUCUACCGCUGGAGCGAGGCCUUCCUCGUGCUGGGCACCCAGUUCGCCGCCGGCGUCUUCCUGGGCACGGCGCUGAUGCACUUCCUCGCCGACUCGGCCAGCACCUUCCACGGGCUCACCAAGAACCGCUACCCCUUCUCCUACAUGCUCGCCUGCGCCGGCUUCCUGCUCACCAUGCUCGCCGACUGCGUCAUCGCCGGCGUCACCAGGAGAAGCCGCGACCGCGACGAGAGGGUGGUCAACGACGUCGGCGAGGCCGAGCAGCAGCAGGAGGAGGAGGAUGGACGUGAUGUCCAUGCCCAUCAGGGCCAAGAACAGCACCACCGCGACCGGAAGGAUCAUCAGUACCCGAUGCUGGUCGUCCGGACGUCGUCCUUGGAGGACGCCAUCCUGCUCGUCUUGGCGCUCUGCUUCCACUCCAUCUUCGAAGGGAUCGCCAUCGGCGUGUCGGCAACGAAGGGCGAUGCGUGGCGCAACCUGUGGACGAUCGGGCUGCACAAGGUGUUCGCGGCGGUGGCCAUGGGCAUCGCGCUGCUGCGCAUCGUCCCGAAGCGGCCCUUGGUGGCGACGGUGGCCUACUCGGUGGCGUUCGCCGCGUCGAGCCCCGUGGGCGUGGGCAUCGGCAUCGGCAUCGACGCCACGGCGGAGGGGCGCGCGGCGGACUGGAGCUACGCCAUCGCCAUGGGCUUCGCGACGGGGGUGUUCGUGUACGUGGCCAUCAACCACCUCAUCGCCAAGGGGUACCGCCCCCAGGAGCCCACCCGGGCGGACCGACCCUUGCUGCGGUUCCUCGCCGUGCUCCUCGGCGUCGCCAUCAUGGCCGUCGUCAUGAUCUGGGACUAGCAUACUGAUGGAUCGAUAAUCGAUGCAUCAGUUUAUUUGGUCGAUCUCAUGCGCGCAUCUUUAUUUGCUACAUACCUCUCCACACACACACACAUCAUGCAUCAUGCAUGUCUGUAUCUAUUUUUAUUUCUUGUUACCUUUGUGAGUGUGAAUGAAUAAGAGCAUCAUCAGUUUAUUUCAUUUCA